Molecule: messenger RNA, 2655 nt
Organism: Seminavis robusta
Lineage: Eukaryota; Bacillariophyta; Bacillariophyceae; Naviculales; Naviculaceae
Source: the annotation of a GenBank genome assembly
AUGGACAGCUCGACCAAGAUGACUUCUUUAAGCACCGUCACUACCAAGACAGCCAUAACAACCAACAACACCAAUGGCAACAGCACAAACAUCCACGAUGAUUCUGCGUUCGACGCCGCGGAAAAGGGCCAAGUCAACACGAUGAUUCUACCCGACACGACCACGCAGCAGCAGCAACACAGUAGUCCCCCCGCUUGGGCCAAGAACAGCAGCAAUACGAAUCAGUCCAUCAUGGCCAAGCGUCGUACCAUGUUCACCGCUUUGAUUGUGCUGGUGGGUGCCAUUGCCAGUGUGGCCUUUUACAGCAUGGGCAUUGUGAGCGUCAAGCGCGAACAAGAGAGUUUGUUCGAACGUCGCGCCACGGACAUUACCAAGAGCAUUCAGAAUGCGUGGAAUCAAUACGAAGUGUUUGGUCUUUGGAUUCAAGAAUCUUGCUUUUCGCCGCUCAGCGAGACCAACCAUGACACCAUUGCCGGACGAAUGGGAUUGUGUUCGCGCGAAAAAUUUGCCCUUUUGAUCGAGUCUGUCAAUUCGCGGGGAUUGGAGUUCAAGGCGGUCGGAAUGAUCCCCAAUGUCACGGACGACAAUCGAGCGGGUCUAGAGGAAGAAUCAAGAGCGUACUACGCAGAGCACUACCCAAAAGUAGAUUACAAUGGAUUUGUGGGAUUCGUUCCCAAUGAAGAAACGGGAGGACUCAAAGUCGCUUCCAUGGUACAAGAACCCAGUUAUUGGCCUGUCCAUUACAUGGAACCAGUAGCGGGAAACGAGGCAGCGCUAGAUCUAGAUCUAUACUCUCAUCCAGCCAGACAACAAGCCAUUGAUCGGGCAGUGGCCACUUGGAAACCUAUCGUUACCAACCGGAUUCGACUAGCACAAGAAACGGAACCGAAUGCUUACAGUGUCCUCUCCUACAACCCUGGAGUCAAGUACGCCUCCAUGGCCGAGAAUGCAAAGCCCACCGUCCUGUCCUCCAUUGCAGUCCGCGUGCCGGAUCUGCUCCAGGAAGCCGCGCAGGAUGCUUCCGUCAGUAUCUCGGUCACCAUUUAUGAUUCCACCGACGAUUCCACCAACCCCACCUUUAUGGGAGGCGCCGAUAUCUAUGUCCAUGAGAAUGGCACGGUCGCACUCGACUUCGUCGCCGAUAUCGACCUCGUUACGCUCCAAGAGGCCGCCACGAGAUUUGAAGAACUAGAUAUCCAAGUCGCCGAUCGCACGUGGGUUGUGGCGGUCACGGCACAACCAGGAACGUUCCAAGACAAUUUGGUCUUUGUCAUUUUGGGAGGGACCAUGAUCUUCAUUGCCAGCAUUCUAUUGGCCAUUUGGUUCUACACCAACAUGGGACGAAUGCUACAAAUGCAAAAGAUGAAGGCAUCAAUGGAAUCGGAAAAGGCACGCAUCAUUCUGGAGACCGCACGGCAACAAGCUCGAGCAGAACGACAGUUAAACGAAUACAUUGCACACGAGGUACGCAAUCCGUUGUGUUCUGCCAUUACGGCUCUCAGUUUCGUGUCGGCGGCAACCAAAGAAACAGAGAGUACAGAGGAUACACGACAUCGUCUCCGAGAGGAUGUGGCCAUUGUUGAUGCCAGUCUCCAGUUCAUCAACGAGCUCCUGCGAAACAUGCUGGAUAUGCACAGAGCAGCCGACAAGCAGAUGAAAAUCACCAAAGCACCCACUGAUUUGAGGCAGGAUGUACUGCAGCCUGUGGCGGCCAUCCUCCAUCUUCGUGGAAGCAAGGUCAAGGUCCAGUUGGAGUGUCCCCACAAUCUGGUCUGCAACACGGAUCGCAUGCGUUUGAAACAAGUUGUGCUAAAUCUCAGCAUCAAUGCGACGAAAUUCGUCACGCAGGGGUUUAUUCGGCUGCGUGCAGAGGUGCCAGAGGGAGGUGGAAACGUACGAAUAUACGUCGAAGACUCGGGCCCGGGCAUUCCACAAGAGAAGAGAGGGAGACUCUUUCAAAAGUUCCAAGAAUCUCUAGAUCUGCUGAACCAAGGUACCGGUAUCGGCCUUUGCCUGUGUAAGCAUCUUUCUUGCCUUUUGGGAGGAGACAUUUGGUUGGACGAGAGUUUUGAUACUGGCAUCGAGGGAUGCCCGGGCACUAGGUUUAUCAUUGAUAUGGGAUCUGGCCCAAUGGAAACCCCGGAUGAUGCGCAUGAUGCAACAGGUGAAGAGUCGUCGCCGCAGCAAUCCAGCCGACACUUGACAGAUGAAGAGGCUCCUUCGAUAACUGACGCUGAAAACUUGGCCCAGGAAGAACCGGAGCCCGUGCAACUUCCAAAUGAACUGAGAGUUCUCUUUGUUGACGACGACUUGAUCAUCAGACGGCUCUUCAUGAGAGCCAUUAAACGAAUUGCCGCUGGUUGGCAUGUGGAAGAAGCAUCCAACGGGGAAACAGCCCUGCACAUGUGCAAAUCCAACGAGUACGACAUCAUCUUCAUCGACCAGUACAUGGCAAGUGUCGAGAAACAGCUGCUUGGAACCGAAACAGUUCGAGCCCUGAGAGCUCAAGGAGUGGAGGCUCGUAUCUGUGGGUUGUCUGCAAACGAUAUGGAAGAGGGUUUCCUCGAGAAUGGGGCGAACAGCUUCCUGUUCAAGCCAUUCCCAUGCGAGAAGGACGCGUUUUCAAGGGAACUUGCUCGAAUUCUUCGAGAUUAG